AUGGCGGUCUUCGGCAGUGGACAACAAGUACGAGUUAGGAAAUUCUGCACAAGUGCCGGCUCAACUCUGUACCAUUACCUACUACUGUUUCCUGGUGCCAGCUUCUGUCAAAACAUGAACGUGGUCUUUCACAUGCUUUGCACAAAAUGGUUCGUCGAUUCGCCUCCUGCACCACCUUCACAAAUGAGAGAAUCGAGAAUCGCCCAUUUCAAGUAUGAAUUGAAUGGAGCCAACAGACUGUCAAAAGGAGGCAGGCCUAAGGCAAGCAUUGACUAA
Molecule: messenger RNA, 276 nt
Organism: Ostertagia ostertagi
Lineage: Eukaryota; Metazoa; Nematoda; Chromadorea; Rhabditida; Trichostrongylidae
Source: the annotation of a GenBank genome assembly